This is a messenger RNA of Malassezia pachydermatis, 5217 nucleotides long. RefSeq lists its product as hypothetical. Lineage: Eukaryota; Fungi; Basidiomycota; Malasseziomycetes; Malasseziales; Malasseziaceae. The record is from RefSeq and is a predicted model, not a curated record. Bases 1 to 5217 code for a protein of 1738 amino acids. The transcript has 4 exons.
AUGUCGUUGGACAUGCGUGCGUUGGCGCACCAGGCGCUCGAAGCGUCUGGUCGCCCAGACGAGGCGAUUACCGUGAAUCAACGUGCGCUCAUCGACAAGAUUCUGGCACGCUAUUCUGCCGAAUUCACUGUCUUUCGUGAACUGCUACAAAAUGCAGACGAUGCAUGUGCCACCGAGUGCGAACUUCGCUUUGCUACCAAUGCGACUGUGGCACAUGAGCAGUGCCCAUUGAUACCCAAACCACCUACGCCAGAUGUGAAUGCGAUGCUGACGCAGUGGACGUUCCGCAACAAUGGCAAACCGUUCAGCGGCGAUGACUGGCAUCGAUUGCGGAAGCGAAUUGCCGAAGGAAACCCUGAUCCGGAGCGUAUCGGUGCAUUUGGCGUCGGUUUUUACUCGCUGUUUAGCAUUUGCGAAGAACCCAUUGUCAUGAGUGGCGACGAGCUUAUGGGCUUUUUCUGGAAAGGCGAUGCUCUCUUUACGCGGCGGGCUGCAUCGCCCAUGUCCGAUGUCUCAUCCAAUGGCGCGCCAUGGACGACGUUCCUUAUGGCCUUGCGAGAACCGACACCGUUCCCUGAAUCGCCGUUGGCCUUGAGUCAGUUCCUGGCCACGUCACUUACCUUCACGAGCCAUGUGCGAUCUGUGGCGCUGUACUUGGACGAUACGAUGCUUUGCCGUAUUACCAAAGAUGUAGGAGCCCCUGUACCGCUCACGCCCUCCCGUCACUUGACGCCGACGUCGCCACAGCGAAUGCUGCGUGUUGCCUCGAUGUACAUGUCAAACGUGGAUGUGCAUGUGGACGUCGCGCGUCUUGUGUUGUUGGAAGCAGCGGCGGCAGCGGCACGCGAAAAACCGAGUUUACGGCAGACCAUUGCCUCGGCCUUUUCCAAGACGGCGGCGGGGGGCAUCGCCUCGUUGUUCGCCAAUGCGUUUUCUGCACGUACACCCACCGCCGACUCGAUCGCGAGUGAGCAUGCCCUCGAUGCAGCGGCCCAGAUCGAAACGGUACAUGCCUCGAUGCAAAUCCGCAUGAUCUCAGCUCACAUCAAUGUAAGUGUCCCCACUGCGUUCUCGCGCGAAAUUGAGCGGAGUACCAAGAAACCGCCGCCCCGUACAAUGCCGCUGCAUAUGGUAUACAUGAGCAAAGAGGCGCUGGAUGCGAUGGAUGUGCCGCCUGAAGACGCUACGAAUGUCGAUGCGCAUGUCCAAGCGCUCUUUGAAGGUAUACUCCCACGUCUCGAUCAGCAAGGCCGGAUCUUUAUCGGGUUCCGAACGCACCAGACUACAUCAUUUAGCGGUGCUAUGGCUGCGCGCUUCAUCCCCACAGUCGAGCGAGAAUCGAUGGACUUUAUCGAUCGGUACUGCGCGACAUGGAACAUAGAACUCUUGUCGAUCGGUGGCUUUGUCGCACGCGCUGUGUACGAAAAUGAAAUGCAGCGGCUUGGCGCGCAAUGGUUGCAAUUGAAAGACAAGGAGCAGGAUGCGGUGCUAGAGCGGGCCCUACAUGCCAUGCGAUAUUUUGCCUUCCACCGCUCCUCGCCUUCCACACGCGUCGCACAGGCGCUCGAAGAUGCCUUCUUUGCGUGCUGUACACGUCCCUGCAUAUCGCUGCUUUCUACGCAGGGUCUACGCUCCUCCGACCAGGUCCGGUUUCCCAGUGCGAUGCUGGCCGAUUUCUGUCGUGAGAUACCUGUAUUGCCGCCGGCACAUAUUGAGGCGGCAGAGACGUUUGUCAUGCAGUUGCGGGCGCGGCAGAUGGUACGUGAUAUCACCAUGGACGACGUGUUUGGCGAGCUGGGACGUCGGCCACUCUCGCCCGACGAAAUGACGGCGUGCUUGCAGUGGUGGUGCCAAGUAGCGCAGCAUCCCUCGUACGAGCCCUCGUUACGGUCGCGCUUACUCCGCGCGGCGGUCGUGACGACGGAGAGCGGCGUGCAGCCACUGAACGAAGUCACGACGUUUUUGCAUACCGGGAAAUUACCGCCGACUGUUCCUCUUCCGCCGACGUGUCUUGUGUACAGCGUCUCUCGGUCGUUCCGGCCUGCAGAGCUUCAAGCGGUGUUCCCAUGGCACGAGCUGAGCGUCUCUGCGUGGCUUACCUACAUGAUCUCGUUGGACCAGUCGCCCUCCCAGGACGUCCGUACGCAGCAUGGACUUACCCAUUCCCCGGCCAAUGCCGAGGCGGUAUUGAGCACACUUGCCUGGGCCUGGGGUCAUUUGCCGAAAGCACAAAUGCACUCCGUGAUUGAGGAGUUGCAGCCCCUCGCGUGCAUUCCCACACGCGCUGGGAUGCAGCGGCCGGGUGAUGCGUACUUUGCGAGUGUCUCCCUGUUCUCCGAUUUACCUGUCGUCGUCAUGCCGACAAUGCCAGUCAAAGGCCCUCUAGAAAAACUACUAGAGGCACUGGGCGUGCGUCGGCAUGUCGCCAUCCAACUCAUCUUUGAUCGACUGCUCGCUGCAGGAGAUUGGUCGCAUGUCGAUUUGGUGGUAUACUUGGCCAAGCAAAGUACGCACUUGACACCCGCCGAGUGGGAUCGAUUGCGUCAUACUGCGCUAUUCCCAGCGCAAGGCAAUGGAACAGAGCGAUUCCGCGCUGCUGAGCUGUUUGAACCGAGCGAUGUGCUGGCCUCGAUGGGCGUGCCCCUUCUCGCUUGGCAAGGUGCACGUUGGCGUCCGUCGUCUGACGAAGCGAAGCUGUUAUUUGAACUAGGUCUGCAGCGGCACUUGCCGCUUGAUCAAGUACUUACACGCGCAGCCCCACCGUCACCAUCAGAGAUACGGGCACAGGCUCUACGCUACCUCUUCGAGAAAUGGGAAAUCUACGCGUCUUCGUACACCCUUCGACUUGCGUCGCAGUAUGCGUUUGUGCCCGCGCGAGAUGGACAUACCUACCCCCCCGAUCAGGUGUACUCUGACCCGGCCGUCGCGUGCCUGGGAUGGCCUGUCGUGGCCUUAUCACCUGUUGAGGCACUGCAAUUGCACGUGCCUCGCCAUCCACCACCUUCUGCUCUGGUGGAGCGUGUGUGCACUACGCCACCGACCACCGAAGCAGAGGCACGUACCGCCUUUGCGUUCCUCGCUAGUGUGCCUACGCUCUCCGCCAAUGAGUACCGCAAGUUCUCACGCGCACCCAUCGUCCCUGUAAACCAACGUGGCAUGGUCGCUCCGUGUGAAUGCUACUUUCUCUCGUCCACGCCAGCACCGCCAGAGUACCGAGCCGUGUUUGCGUACAUUGACAUGGGCCCUGACGCCAAUGUAUUUUUGCGCGCAUGCGGCGUGACUGAUGAGCCGAGUGUGGGUGAAUUGGUCCAUCAACUGCUCGCACAGCCGAUGCGGUGGUACGAGCUCUGCGGAAAGCCGGAGUCGUACCUCGAUAUCCUGCGCAAAGUCGCGUUCCAUCUCGAUACCCUUCCACGCGAUAUGAUCAAGGCCAUGCGGCAGGCGCCCUUUUUGCUGUGUAUGCAGUCUUCGCGUGAGCAGUCAGAGACUGAAUCCACUGAGUCAAUGACAGCGACGUCGCCGAUCCAGUACGAACUACGACGUGCCUCUGACAUUGUGCUGGUCGACGAUGCUCAUGUGCACAUGCUCUUUGGUGCGCACCUAUGGACAGCUCCACCUGAUGAUGCCAUGGAGCCUCUAUAUGCGACGCUUGGUGCACCGUUCCUCAGCUCACUUGUCACAGAAUCGUUUAGCGUGGCGAGCGAAGUACGUACAGAUACACCCACAACGAACACUGUACGUGCCACGAUCAUGGAGCGCACGCCUAUUUUCCUUUUUGAAAAGCGCACUUCCUCUGCCAAAGAUAUUCAACAUGAUAUGGCAUGGCUUACACAGCACUUGGAUGUCGUCCAAGUCGGCACGCCAGGUCUGCAGCAGACACGUGUUUUGUCGUACAUGAACGCCACAUGGAAAGACGUGCAGCGGUGCUCGGCGAUGAUGAAGACGCACCGUCAGCGCGUUAUCUUACACUUGGCCAGCGAUAUGGAGUUAGAUUGGUUUGAAGUCGCUUCCGCCCUAGCCAAAGUCAUGCUCACGCGGCAAUCCUUGCCGGAUGUCCUUUUGCUUAUGACCGUCCUGUCCUCUCCCCUUCGCAGCCUUAAGCGGAAGGGCUUCCAUGUCGACAAGAUUCUUGCGCAGGCACAAGCCCAGACAUCUGCCCCUGCAAAAGUACGUCCUACCACAACGAACACGCCAGAAUGGAGCUCUCUCGAGCACCAAUUAUGCCAAAUGUUUCCCGAUGUCGAUCCUGCCUACGCUGCGCAGCUUCUUCGUUCGUUCGAGGCGCAGCAUCUCGCGCAGGCGAGUGAGGUUUUACUGCAGGGGGCCUAUCCCCGCGUAUCGUCGGCGUCGCGUGAGGACACGGAUACGAAGUUGCCAGUGCAGCAACCACAACCAAGGCCACCAUCGCCGCCAUCGCCGCCGAUAAAGCCACCACAACCAACGCCAACGCCAACGCCGGCAGCCCCUGCUCUUCCUACAAAAGGAGAGAAAGAACAGGCUAUUAUGGCACCGAAACCUGACAUGCCUACGUCCCUUAUUCAGCAAUGGAAAGCGCGAUGGAGUGGCACAGGAUCGCGACUCUCAUCAUUAGCCAAUGGCACAUCGUCCAUUCGACGCCCUGCUUCGGACGAUACGGCUGUGGCGCCCACUUCCGAUAUCCAGCGCCACGUCCAGAACGCCAUUCAGGCAUCGCGACCUGACGCAUCACGUAUCAUCCAGUCGCAGUCGCAGACCGAGGAAGUACAAAAAGCGGCCAACUCUUACUGCAGCAUCGCAGGCAUCGAUGUGGACCUGCGCCUGGCUGGCCAAGUUGCCGGGAUGAAUGUGUUUGUCAGCGCUGAUUUGGAUGCUGAGGCCACCUUAGCACACAACCAGGCAGCCUUACAUCGUAUGAUCGAGAUGGUAUACCGUCCGAUUGGCACAAUCUUCGGUGUUGAUCCACGCUGCCUGAAUGUGUUUUGUGAUACCAAGGGCCCUUCAAUCGCGUUCAAUCGAGGCGGGACCAUUUUCCUCAAUCUACGAUACUAUCUUGCAUGGCACGAUAAUGAUGUACUACAAGGGCGCUUAACGUCGCCCCUCAUUUCUGUGUACUUCAGCUUGGCGCACGAGCUAGCCCACAAUCUUGUGGCAGCGCACAAUUCUGAGCAUGAAUUCUACUUUUCCAGCAUCGCCGAGCAGUACUUUAUGUCUCUCGCGCAGUAUAUAGCCACGCUGUAA